Molecule: messenger RNA, 1349 nt
Organism: Cuscuta campestris
Lineage: Eukaryota; Viridiplantae; Streptophyta; Magnoliopsida; Solanales; Convolvulaceae
Source: the annotation of a GenBank genome assembly
AUGCAUUCAUUUCACUUAUCUUCUUCACUUCAUUACCUUCAUCUUCUUACUGGCCCGGUUGCCUUCAAUGCCCCCUCCCGAGCAGCCUUCUUCACCUUCGUCUUUAUCAACACAUGACUCCUCGUCCUUGCACCAUCUACCCGAUGUUAUAGAAGUCCCCUUCGACAACCUUUUCACCCCUGAAACGGAAAUAGAAACAGAAAUAGAAGCACAGAGUAAAGGAGCUCAACUUAAUCAAAAAAGAAAAAGAGUUGCUGAUGUUUUACUAGAAAAGUCUAAGGAUGGCAAACUUCAGCACGGUUUAAUCAGCAAAGUUGCUGAGGAAUUCAGCUUUACAAGGAAAAAUGUGAGCAACAUUUGGCAAAUUCCUAAAGCACAAUUGGAGUCCGGCCUACCUAUUGAUGUUCAAUGCCAUUGGAAAGGAAGUUGUGGCAGAAAAAGGGUGCCUGUAGACAUGGAAAAACUGGCAGCUAUCCCGCUGUCUAGACGCAAGAACAUGCGUGCACUUAGCUUUGCCAUGGAGGUUUCAAAAUCCACAGUCCACCGAUGGCUAAAGCGCAAAGAUAUAAGGAGACAUUCAAGUGCUAUAAAGCCAUACUUAUGUGAGUCAGGUAAGCAAAAAAGACUGAAAUUCUGUCUUGACCAUAUAUGUCCUCAAUCACUCCCCAUAAGCCCAACUUUUCAUGAUUUUUAUGAUCACAUUCACAUUGAUGAAAAAUGGUUUGAAAUCACCAAAAAAAACACAACAUUCUACGCUCUGCCAGAGGAAUCUGACCCCUACAGAACCACUCAAAGCAAAAGCUUCAUACCAAAGAUCAUGUUCCUGGCUGCAGUAGGCAGGCCAAGGUAUGGGGAGGGUGGAGAUGUGUUAUGGGAUGGGAAAAUUGGCAUUUUCCCAUUCACUUUUGAACAGGCAGCGCAAAGGUCUAGUAAAAACAGGCCUGCAGGGACAUUGGAAACAAAGGCUGAACAAACUGUGAAUAGAGAUGUUAUGAAGAGAAUGUUACUGACUAAUUUGAUACCUGCAAUUAAGCAGAAAUGGCCUGGGUCAUCAAGGGAUAUUAUUAUCCAACAAGAUAAUGCUAAGCCUCAUGUGGAUGGCAAUGACCCUAAAAUUGUUGCUGCUGCUCAAGAAGGGGACUGGAACAUUCAACUGAAAUUCCAGCCCCCCAACAGCCCUGAUUUAAAUGUACUUGAUCUAGGAUUUUUUUAGAUCCAUUGACACAGUACAAGACCAAACAGCUCCUAGGUCAUUGACAGACUUGGUUAAGUCUGUUACAACAGCCUUUGAAGAACUAUCACAUGACAAACUAAACAAUGUCUUCUUAACUCUACAAGGGGUGAUGGGU